This is a messenger RNA of Coffea eugenioides, 1672 nucleotides long. Its product is annotated as tubby-like F-box protein 7. The transcript is spliced from 4 exons. Lineage: Eukaryota; Viridiplantae; Streptophyta; Magnoliopsida; Gentianales; Rubiaceae. The record is from RefSeq and is a predicted model, not a curated record. The coding region runs from base 212 to 1435 and encodes 407 amino acids.
CGCCGUCCAAUGAAAUUCGUGUCCAAUAGGCUAAUAAUUGUCUGGUUACUCGGGCGUCACACUCGAACAGAAUCACCAUCACCGUCACUCUAGACUAACUUCCCGACCAAUUUCCCCCUUUUUUUUUAUUUCACAAAUAAAUAAAACACGCGCUUUUUCUCCUUUUUCGAUUCGACGAAUCCAUCAAUAGUAAAAGAGAAGAAGAGGAGAGAUGUCACUGCGAAGGAAUUUUCUGUCCCGACGCAUUUCGAAUCGAUCCUUCUCGCUUUCUUCUAAAUCAGUGAAAGAGCUGAAGAAUUUUGAUAGUGUAAAUCGCGAUCGUAUUUAUGACGUCAAUAAUAGUAACAAUGUUAUGAGAAGUGGAGAUGGUGAAGGGGAGGAUCUUCAAAGCGCUGCCGUUUGGGGUACCGGAGAGAUGGCUCCGACGCCGUCUCGGUGGUCGAGUAUGCUGCCGGAGCUGUUAGGUGAGAUUAUACAGCGGGUGGAGGCUAGUGAAGAUGUGUGGCCGCGCCGCCAAAACGUCGUCGCUUGUGGAUGCGUUUGUAAGGGCUGGAGAGAGAUUACAAAAGAUGUUGUGGCGUCAUCCUCUCGUCAGCCUGACGGCGCUGCCAAAAUUACCUUUCCUUCCUGCCUCAAAAAGCCGGGGCCGCGUGAUGCUCCACUUCAAUGUCUUAUAAAACGCGACAAGAAGAAUGGGACAUUUCGCCUUUACCUUGCUCUUUCACCAUCAUUCAUGGAUGAGGGAAAGUUUCUCUUAGCAGCAAGACGAUAUGGAAAGGGUACCCACUCUGAGUACAUAAUAUCUCUUGAUCCUGAUGAUUUUUCUCAAGGAAGUAAUGCCUAUGUUGGAAAACUGAGGUCAGAUUUCCUAGGCACCAAUUUUACCAUUUAUGAUAGCCAACCUCCACACAAUGGAGCUAAACCAUCAAGCAGCAGGGCUGGCCGUCGUUUUGCCAGCAAGCAGAUAAGCCCCCAAGUACCAGCGGGUAAUUUUGAAAUUGGAGAAGUAUCAUAUAAGUUCAACCUCCUGAAAUCAAGAGGUCCAAGAAGGAUGGUAUGUGCACUGAAGUGCCCUUGGUCAGAGGACAUUUCUGUCGACAAAGUAAAUGGUGAUUCAAAAACAGAGAGUUCUUUGUCUGCUAUUUCGAGCUAUACUGUUUUGAGAAACAAAGCUCCCAGAUGGCACGAGCACUUGCAAUGUUGGUGUUUGAAUUUUCAUGGUAGGGUAACAGUUGCAUCAGUUAAGAAUUUUCAACUCGUUGCAACAGUGGAUCAAAGCCAGCCAGAUGGAAAAGGGGACGAGGAGACAGUUCUUCUCCAGUUUGGCAAGGUGGGAGAUGAUAUUUUCACCAUGGACUAUAGGCAGCCUUUGUCAGCCUUCCAGGCAUUUGCCAUUUGCCUUACCAGUUUUGGCACUAAACUGGCCUGCGAGUAAGAAUGGCGGCCGCCAUAUCCACGAGACUAAUUACCGUUGCCGUUUAUGAGGAGGCUCUUUUGAUAUGCUUCGUCUUUAAAGUAUCUUCAGAUAAUUCUGAUUUGCCUUUCCCAAGUCAAUGCACGUCAUAAUAUUUUGUAUAGAUAAGUUAGUCAAAGGUGGAAUUUUUAGUAUCUGAUGAUCAUCAUGUACUGAUCUUAAUAACUAUUUGAAAUUUCAAAGCUUUAAUGUUUCUUA